GAGAGAGAACCAGUCUCAGAGAUGUCUGCAACUCAAGAUGACGAGAAGAAGCCUGGUGAUCAAUCCCACAUCAAUCUCAAGGUCAAGGGUCAGGAUGGCAAUGAGGUGUUCUUCCGUAUUAAGAGGUCUACUCAAUUGAAGAAACUUAUGAAUGCUUAUUGUGACCGACAAUCCGUGGAAUUCAACUCUAUUGCUUUCUUAUUUGAUGGGCGUAGACUUCGAGCCGAGCAGACCCCUGAUGAGUUGGAAAUGGAGGACGGAGAUGAAAUAGAUGCUAUGCUUCAUCAGACUGGAGGUAGUAUGAUCUAGAUCUUGAUGUUCCUCAAUACGAAGGAAUUUUAGGUUGUUUUCAGAUUAAAGACCAUGUUUAAAACUACUCUAUUGUAACUUGAUUUGCCUAAUCAUAACUUUCUGCUCAUCUAAGCUCGGUUUGUUGAAGCAAAA
This is a messenger RNA of Amaranthus tricolor (Joseph's coat), 444 nucleotides long. Its product is annotated as small ubiquitin-related modifier 2. Bases 22 to 309 code for a protein of 95 amino acids. Gene Ontology annotation, molecular function: ubiquitin-like protein ligase binding; protein tag activity. Lineage: Eukaryota; Viridiplantae; Streptophyta; Magnoliopsida; Caryophyllales; Amaranthaceae. The transcript is spliced from 3 exons. Gene Ontology annotation, cellular component: nucleus. The record is from RefSeq and is a predicted model, not a curated record. Gene Ontology annotation, biological process: protein sumoylation.